AGCGAGAAGAUGGGGCCAGUCGCCUACUUCAGCCUCUGCCUCCUCGGCUGCCUGAUCUUUAGCCCUUCACUGGCAGGGGCACAAGACGUGUCCUGUCCCAAGGACUGGCUACCCUUCCAAGGCAACUGCUAUGGAUACUUCUUCCAAGAGAAAACCCGGCUAGAGGCUGAGGAGAGAGGUGGCGACAGGGGGUGGAAGCAGCAGGGCUCAGGGGCGCUGGGCUGGAGCUGGAGGCUGCGGGGAUGGGGAGGGUUAGGCUCAGUAUCAGAGUCAGUUGAGUGCCGGCACCAUGGGAAUGGGGCCCAUCUCGUCUCCAUUCAGAGUGCUGGAGAAAAUAAUAUGAUGGCCCAUUACAUCAAGUGGUACCACAAAAAGAACAGUCCCGUCUGGAUCGGACUGUUGGAUCUUGAGGAGAAUCGAGGCUGGAGAUGGGCUGAUAAAUCCCUGGUCAGCUUCAGUGCUUGGGAUAACGGGCAACCUGAUAAUCGUUUAGGAAAUGAGAACUGUGUAGUGUUAGAAAAUGCAGGUUUUCAGAAAUGGCACGAUUAUCCCUGUGAAGAGAGAUUCUCUUUCAUUUGUAAGCGCAAACCCUAGGGGAGGCAGCUCGCCUGCACCUGGGGAUUCCCAGCACCUGGGCUAUGAGUGAAUUCAGUUCCUCUGCCUGCCCUGGGGGACCAGGUCCUGUGUCCCCGGCUGCAAAGCCCCUUUGGCAAAGCUUCGCUGUGUUACGCUGUGUCACUCCCGCUCUGCUGUGCCCCCUUCUCUCCCUGUCGCACCCACGCUCUGCUCUUCUCAGCAAUCUCAGUACAGUGAUGUGAUAAUAAACUUUCCCUGGAGCUUUCA
This is a messenger RNA of Dermochelys coriacea (leatherback sea turtle), 843 nucleotides long. Its product is annotated as C-type lectin-like. The record is from RefSeq and is a predicted model, not a curated record. Lineage: Eukaryota; Metazoa; Chordata; Testudines; Dermochelyidae. Bases 10 to 594 code for a protein of 194 amino acids. The transcript has 5 exons. Gene Ontology annotation, molecular function: signaling receptor activity.